Messenger RNA from Selaginella moellendorffii, 1209 nucleotides. RefSeq names its product GDSL esterase/lipase At4g16230. The record is from RefSeq and is a predicted model, not a curated record. Bases 144 to 1100 code for a protein of 318 amino acids. The transcript has 2 exons. NCBI's taxonomy places the organism in Eukaryota, Viridiplantae, Streptophyta, Lycopodiopsida, Selaginellales, Selaginellaceae. Gene Ontology annotation, molecular function: lipase activity. Gene Ontology annotation, biological process: lipid metabolic process.
AUGACUGCAUGCUGUUACAUAGUACGUAGACGGUCUUUUGGUGUGGCUUGCUGCAAAUCAAGAGCAUGGUGGAGCAGCGGAUGAGAUGGCCUGUAUAAAUUUGCUACCAGGUCCUCACACUCGCCUCCGCCAGUCAAGUGCAAAUGCUCUUCCUGUUUGGCGACUCAAUCUUCGACACCGGUAACAACAACUUCCUGCCUGGCUCGCUGGCGGUGGCCAACGUCACGCCUUACGGGACGACGUCCUUCGGAGUGCCAACAGGAAGGUUUAGCGAUGGCAGGCUGAUAGCGGACUUCAUCGCCGAGUUCCUGGGACUACCAUACAUUCCACCCUUCAUGCAGCCGGGGGCGAGCUUCAUCCACGGUGCAAACUUUGCGUCGGCGGGCAGCGGCCUGCUCAACGCCACCGACGCACCGCUCGGGGUCCUCUCGCUCGACGCACAGAUGGACCAGUUCCAGUACCUCUCGACCGUCGUGCGGCAGCAAAACGGCGACUACCACGCCUCCAUCAUGUUCCGGAACUCGCUCUUCAUGAUCACCGCCGGGAGCAACGACAUCUUCGCGAACUUGUUCCAGGCAGCGGCCAACCGGCGACACUUCUUGUCCACGCUGAUGAGCAUCUACCGCAAGAACUUGAUCCAGCUCUACCGGAACGGCGCUCGCCGGAUCGUGGUCUUCAACUUGGGCCCGCUGGGAUGCACUCCCAUGGUGCGCCGGAUCCUCCACGGCUCCUGCUUCAACCUCUUCAACGAGAUCGCGGGCGCUUUCAACUUGGCGCUCAAGAUGCUGGUUCGCGAGCUGGUGAUGAGGCUUCCAGGGGUGCGAAUCUCCUACGCUAAAGGCUUCAACGCCAUGACCGAGAUCAUGUCCAACGCCUCCGCCUACGGCCUCUACGACACGGCUCACGCGUGCUGUGGAAAGUGUGGCGGCUGGCUCGCCACUCAUGACCCGCAAGGGGUGUGCGAUAAUCCCAGCCAGUAUCUCUUCUGGGAUUUCACUCAUCCCACCGAGUUUGCAUACUCCAUCCUGGCCAAGAACUUCUGGGAGGGCGACUGGAACUACAUCGAGCCGUGGAACAUCAAGACCUUAGGCCAAAUGUGACACCAUUAUAUCUUGUUUGCUUUUUAAAUGCCGAUUGUUUUACAUGCUCUUAAACUGUAUUUACUUUUACAGAUCAUAAUUAAUUAAUAUAAGUAACAUAUCUUGACUA